This is a messenger RNA of Colletotrichum karsti, 870 nucleotides long. RefSeq lists its product as uncharacterized. NCBI's taxonomy places the organism in Eukaryota, Fungi, Ascomycota, Sordariomycetes, Glomerellales, Glomerellaceae. The record is from RefSeq and is a predicted model, not a curated record. The transcript is spliced from 2 exons. Gene Ontology annotation, cellular component: extracellular region. Gene Ontology annotation, molecular function: hydrolase activity. Bases 1 to 870 code for a protein of 289 amino acids.
AUGAAGUUCAGCAGCAUCCUCUCCGUCUUUGGCCUGGCCGCCGCCGCCAGCGCUGCUUCCCUGCAGCAGGUCACCAACUUCGGUUCCAACCCCAGCGGCGUCAAGAUGUACAUCUAUGUCCCGGACAAGGUCGCCACGAAUCCUGCUAUCGUCGUAGCCAUUCACUACUGCACGGGUACGGCUCAGGGUUACUACAACAACAGCCCCUACAAGACCCUCGCGGAUUCAAAGGGCUUCAUCGUCAUCUACCCCGAGUCGCCGUACUCUGGAACUUGCUGGGAUGUCUCGUCCAAGGCAACCCUCACCCACGACGGCGGAGCCAACAGCAACUCCAUCGCCAACAUGGUCAAGUACACUCUGGAUAAGUACAACGGCAAUAAGUCCAAGGUCUUCGUCACGGGCUCUUCCUCCGGCGCCAUGAUGACCAACGUCCUCGCCGCCACCUACCCCGACGUCUUCGCCGCCGGCAUCGUCUACAACGGCGUCCCGGCCGGCUGCUUCUACACCGGCACCGUCAACGGCUGGAACAGCACCUGCUCCCAGGGCCAGUCGACCGCCACCCCGCAGCGCUGGGCCCAGUGGGUCGCCGACGCCUACCCGGGGUACGCCGGGUCCCGCCCCCGCAUGCAGAUCUACCACGGCAGCGUCGACACCACCCUCAACGCGAACAACUACCAGGAGACCAUCAAGCAGUGGUCUGGCGUCUUCGGCUACAACCCCGACAAGCCCGCCUCGUCGUCGCCGAACACGCCCGUCGCCAACUAUCGCACCGACGUCUUUGGCGAUCACCUCACCGGCGUCUGGGCUGUCGGUGUCGGUCACACCGUACCCAUUCGGGGCGACGAUGACAUGAAGUUCUUUGGACUUUGA